GAGCCGGCCUUCCUGGAGGAUUUUGUCCUGGGCGUGGGGGACACGCUAGAAAUGUCUUGUGACCCCGAAGAGGACUCUGCCCGCCCCGCCGUUUGGUACAAGGACGGUGCCGUGCUGGUGCCUGGCGAGCGGACGCGGCCGAGCCAGAGGACGCUGCGCAUUGUCAAUGUGUCCUAUGAGGACUCAGGUGUCUACUCCUGCCGACUGGCUCGCAAUAACAAGCUGCUCAGCAAUUACACCAUCAGGGUGACAGAUUCUCUGACGUCCGGUGAUGAUGAAGAUUACGAUGAAGAUCCAGAAGAUGCAGAAGCUCCGUAUUGGACACGUCCGGACCGGAUGGACAAGAAGCUCCUAGCCGUGCCAGCCGCCAUCACGGUGAAAUUCCGCUGCGCGGCGGCGGGCAACCCCACGCCCACCAUCCACUGGCUGAAGAACGGCAAGGAGUUCAAGGGGGAGCAGCGCAUGGGCGGCAUCAAGCUGCGGCACCAGCAGUGGAGUUUGGUGAUGGAGAGCGCUGUGCCGUCGGAUCGGGGCAACUACACCUGCGUGGUGCACAACAAGUAUGGCACCAUCACGCACACCUACCAGCUGGAUGUGCUCGAACGCGCCCCGCACAGGCCCAUCCUCCAGGCGGGCCUACCAGCUAAUCAGUCGGUGGUGGUGGGCAGCGACGUGGAGUUCCACUGCAAAGUGUACAGCGACGCCCAGCCGCACAUCCAGUGGCUUAAGCACAUUGAGGUCAACGGCAGCCGCUUCGAUGCAGACGGUGGACCUUACGUCAAAAUCCUCAAGACGGCCGGCAUUAACACCACCGACAACGAGCUGGAGGUUCUGCUGGUGUCCAAUGUGUCUUUCGAGGACGCGGGCGAGUACACUUGCCUGGCGGGGAACUCUAUCGGCUUCAAUCACCACACGGCUUGGCUCACGGUGCUUCCAGCCAGCCCAGAGCAGGAGGACUACUAUGCCGACAUUCUGAUCUACGUGACGGGCUGCGUCCUGUUCAUCCUGGCUGUGGUCAUCGCCGUCCUCUGCCGCAUGCGCUUGAGCGCGCAGAAGACGCUGCCCGAGCCGCCCGUGCAGAAACUCUCAAAGUUCCCGCUAAAGAGACAGCAGGUGUCCUUAGAUUCAAACUCGUCCAUGAACUCCAACACGCCGCUGGUCCGGAUCGCUCGCCUGUCGUCCAGCGACGGGCCCACGCUGGCCAACGUCUCCGAGCUGGAGCUUCCCUCUGAUCCCAAGUGGGAGUUCCCCCGAGCCAGGCUGACCUUGGGGAAGCCGCUGGGUGAAGGCUGUUUCGGACAGGUGGUGAUGGCCGAGGCCAUCGGUGUCGACAAGGAGAAACCCAACAAACCUCUCACGGUCGCUGUCAAAAUGCUGAAAGAUGACGCCACAGACAAAGAUCUGUCCGACCUGGUGUCUGAGAUGGAGAUGAUGAAGAUGAUGGGCAAGCACAAAAACAUCAUCAACCUGCUGGGCGCCUGCACUCAAGAUGGCCCAUUGUACGUCCUAGUGGAGUACGCAUCCAAAGGCAACCUGCGGGAGUACCUGAGGGCGCGGCGACCGCCGGGCACGGACUACUCUUUCGACACCUGCAAGAUCCCUGACGAGCAGCUGACCUUUAAAGACCUGGUUUCCUGUGCCUACCAGGUUGCCCGAGGCAUGGAGUACCUGGCAUCGCAAAAGUGCAUCCACCGAGACCUGGCGGCCAGGAACGUCCUGGUGACGGAAGACAAUGUGAUGAAGAUCGCCGACUUCGGGCUAGCCAGAGAUGUGCACAACAUAGACUACUACAAAAAGACCACCAACGGUCGUCUUCCCGUCAAGUGGAUGGCACCGGAGGCCCUUUUCGACCGGGUCUAUACCCACCAGAGCGACGUGUGGUCUUACGGCGUCUUACUGUGGGAGAUCUUCACGCUGGGGGGCUCACCCUACCCGGGCAUCCCCGUGGAGGAACUCUUCAAGCUGCUCAAGGAGGGACACCGCAUGGACAAACCCGCCAACUGUACCCACGAGCUAUACAUGAUUAUGCGGGAGUGUUGGCACGCUGUUCCCUCGCAGAGGCCCACCUUCCGACAGCUGGUGGAAGACCACGACCGUGUUUUGUCCAUGACCUCCACGGAUGAGUACCUGGACCUGUCAGUCCCGCUGGAGCAGUACUCGCCCACGUGCCGGGACUCCAACAGCACGUGCUCAUCAGGCGACGACUCGGUCUUCGCCCACGACCCCGCGCCCGAUGACCCUUGUCUUCCCAACGACGACGGCGAGCUCGCCGUUCACUGUCUCGCUCCUUCCGAGCGGGCUCCCAAACUUUGA
Nerophis lumbriciformis (worm pipefish) is the source of this 2313-nucleotide messenger RNA. The record is from RefSeq and is a predicted model, not a curated record. NCBI's taxonomy places the organism in Eukaryota, Metazoa, Chordata, Actinopteri, Syngnathiformes, Syngnathidae.